Molecule: messenger RNA, 4579 nt
Organism: Centruroides sculpturatus (bark scorpion)
Lineage: Eukaryota; Metazoa; Arthropoda; Arachnida; Scorpiones; Buthidae
Gene: Tsr1
Product: pre-rRNA-processing protein TSR1 homolog
Exons: 23
Coding region: 158-4579 (1473 amino acids)
Biological process (GO): maturation of SSU-rRNA from tricistronic rRNA transcript (SSU-rRNA, 5.8S rRNA, LSU-rRNA); endonucleolytic cleavage of tricistronic rRNA transcript (SSU-rRNA, 5.8S rRNA, LSU-rRNA); ribosome biogenesis
Cellular component (GO): nucleus; preribosome, small subunit precursor
Molecular function (GO): GTP binding; U3 snoRNA binding; GTPase activity
Source: RefSeq, a predicted model, not a curated record
AAAACAAAUUUAAAUUAUUAAUAAAUUAAUAAUAAUUACGUUAAGAUAUAUUCGUUUAUCGAUUUUAAUUAAAUUAUCUUUGUACGUUGAAACACAACGAGCUCGUUGAUUGAACAAUUCUUAUUCUCAUCUGGCAACAUUUUCUUCAUGUAGGAAAAUGUCUGCUUCUAAUCAAGUGGUUCACCGUCCGGGAUUAUUUAAACAGCAAAAUAAAUCUCAUAAACAUGGAAGACAUCGUAGUAAUCGGGCCUUAGAAGUUUUGAAUAAAGGUCGAGUCAGUGUGAAGACAAGCACCAAAAAAACUAGACAGGAAUUGAGAAAAUGUGACAGAAGAAAUCAGUUGCAACAAAUAAGAAAAAACAAGAGAGAUGAUAUUUUAAUGAAAAAACGAUCAUUAGGUGGUCAAGGACAAUUGCCAUUUUUAGUUGUCAUUGUGCCUUUAUCUAAAACAGAAGACCCAUUCAAAUUACUUGAGAAGAUUAAACUAUGUGAUGAUGCUGCACUUGUUACUUCAGAUAACUGCUUUUGUUAUAUAAGUAUUCCUCGUUUUAAACAAACAUUUAGUUUUGUAAUAAUUAAACCUGGAGAUAUUUACAAUAUAUUGGAUGUAGCAAAAAUAGCAAAUACAGUUUUGUUUUUGCAUUCUCUGGAUGGUAAAAUUGAUGAGCAGCUUCUUACUCUAUUAUUUGCUCAAGGUCUUCCAUCUACAACCCAUGUCAUACAGGGAUUAGAAAAUGUUCCUAUUAAAAGAAGAACAGAUGUAAAAAAAAAUGUCCAGAAUAUUUUAGAAAAAAGAAAUAUAUGCUUUUUUACCCCACAGAAAAUUUUAGGAACUUUAAAAGUGUCAGGCUACAUUAGAGGACAGCCUCUUCAUGUCAACAAAUUAAUACAUAUCUCUGGUUGGGGCGAUUUCCAGUUAUCACAAAUUGAUAAAUGUAUGCAUCCUCAUGCAUUAUUACAGAAAAGAAAAAAAGAAUCUGAUAUAAUGAUAGCAAAUACGGUUUUGUUUUUGCAUUCUCUGGAUGGUAAAAUUGAUGAGCAGCUUCUUACUCUAUUAUUUGCUCAAGGUCUUCCAUCUACAACCCAUGUCAUACAGGGAUUAGAAAAUGUUCCUAUUAAAAGAAGAACAGAUGUAAAAAAAAAUGUCCAGAAUAUUUUAGAAAAAAGGUUUCCUGAUGAAAAACUUCACUCAGUUGACUCACACCAGGAGGCUUUGUUGUUAUUGCGCUUUUUAGGCAGUCAGAAACAAAAAAGUCUUAGCUUUAGAGAUCAUCGAGCUCAUAUGUUAUCAGAAGUAGUUAUUUUUGAGCCAAAUCAGAAUUUAAAUGAUCAUACAAAUCAGAAAAUUUUAGGAACUUUAAAAGUGUCAGGCUACAUUAGAGGACAGCCUCUUCAUGUCAACAAAUUAAUACAUAUCUCUGGUUGGGGCGAUUUCCAGUUAUCACAAAUUGAUAAAUGUAUGCAUCCUCAUGCAUUAUUACAGAAAAGAAAAAAAGAAUCUGAUAUAAUGCUUGAUAGUGAAGAUGUUGAAGUGUUGGAGAAAGCUGAUGCAUCAAAGCAGGAAUCACUUGAUUCUGAGAAUGUUCUUGAUCCAAUGGAAGGUGAACAAACUUGGCCUACGGAGGAAGAAAUAGCUGAAGUUGAAGCACUUCAGCAAAAGAAAACAUUAAAAGAGAAAAUAUUAAAAAAAAAAAUUCCAAAAGGAACAUCUGAUUAUCAGGCUACAUGGAUUGUGGAAAGUGAUACAGAAGAUAAAACUGAUGAGUCUGAUGAUUAUAUUGGAGAUGAAUGUGAACCUUUCAAUGAAAAAUGUGAUAGUGAUAGUUGUAUGGAAGAAGAUUCUAUUGAUCAUAAUGACGAUGGUGAUAGUGGUGGUGAUGAUGAUGAUGAUGAUAAGCGAGAUCGAAAUAGAGAUAAGCAUUUCCGUUCGCAACCGCGCAGUUAUAGAGAAACAGAUAUGUGGGAAGGUACAUUGUCUAAUGUUAGGACAGAUGAUAGACCGAUAGUAAUGGUUUAUGUAAAUAACUUACCCACUAAAUUUAGAGUUGAUGAAGAAGCAGACACUUCAUUAAUAUCUAAGCGCAUUAUAGAUAGAAUAAAGCGAAUAAAGCCCUUUUACAAUAAACUGCUGGUAAUGAUAGAUAAUUCACCCCGAGAAACAGUCGUAGGUAUAGGAAAUGCAACCCCUGAGUUUAAACUAAGAGGAAAUAAAUUUAGCGCUACGUGUAGAAUAGUGAGAGAUACAUAUCCAUGUGACGGAACCAUAGGAAGGGAUAUACUAGAGAGAGAAAAUAUCAAAAUAGACCAUAAAGGAAAUAGAUUAAUUAUGCCUGAUGGCAAAAGCAUUCAUUUUUGUACAGCAAUACCUGUAACAUACUAUAAGCGAGAACCUAGAAGAUACAGUUAUAAUGCGAAUCACGGGGGGAAAUACUAUAGAAAGGACUAUAUAAGAAGUAUACAAGCAUAUCCCGAGAGGAAACGCUAUUUGGAAAAUACUUGUGUCGAAAAUAAUAGAAAAGCUGAGACCAACAUAUGUAAAGGGAAGAAAAUAUAUGAUAAUAAUACGGAGAGAUCAAUUCCCAUAAAAUCAAAAGGUAUUGAAGCUGCUAGACAACCACAGUUUAGAGAAAAGGAACAUGCAAAUAAACAUAAGCGAAGGGCAUAUAAGGGAAAUAAGAAGGAAAAGAAAAUUUCCAGAAUUUCCACACCAAAGACCCAUAAUAGUCCAUUUGAAAUUAUCAUGAGAAAUCUAGAAUUUGCGAUGCAAGAAUUUCAUACGCAAAUAAUUGAAUUAAGAGAAGCUAUUGACGUUUUAGAGCAAGGAAAAUUAAGCUCAUAUAUUAUCGCAAUGGAAGUGAUGUAUCGUACGUUACGAGAAAUACAACCACAACUUCCGGAAGGUUAUUUAUUGAUAGAGCAAGUCAAAGCUGACACUCUCUUUAAAUUUUACCAGUGGAUUAUUACAGUUGCUAUCGCACUCCCAGGAAAAUUAAGAAUUUUCGCAAAAAUGCCAUUGAAAACGCCUAGUGGAUAUUUCGAUGCUUACGAAAUUUUGGGAUUCCCUACAUAUGUUCCUGCAUUGAAAGCUUAUGCAUAUUUUAAGACUGAAUAUCCCAUUUUAGCAUUGUCAAUGGAUCGUCUCUCGUACAUGUUGUUACGUCAUCACGAAUUGGCUGUUUGCCAAAUAUCACAGUUUGCUGUUUGUUCACCGGACGUUCCGAUAUUUCGAGCUCCACAUCAGAGCUGCGAAUAUUCGUUAUACAUUAGAAAUGAUCAGAAGGUAACAGAACUUUGUUUCAAAGAAAUUGUAAAGGAAUUUUAUCCAAUUUUUAGAAGAAUAGACAAGCAAGGAACAUGGGUAUUUUCUACACCCUCUACAUUAGUAUUAGCAGUGAAAUGUUCUGCUACACAAAAUAACUUGCAUGCAUUACCUUCUAAUAUAAGUAAAUUGAAUAAUGUUGGAAUCAUAAGAUUGCCAAAGACAUGUAUAGGAUACUUACCUGGAAUUAUCCUCACUUCACAUUUUCACAUGAGAUCAACUGUUCACACUAGAAGUAGUCCUGGGUUUAUUAUACCUCCAAUUGAAACAAUAUUUUCCAAGAUGGAAUUAGAGGAAUUGCAAGAAAAUUUAAAUACUACAGAGAAUCCUGAGAAGAAUAAAGAGAAUUCUAAGAAACAAAAAGAUGAUGACAUUAAGUAUCGUGGAUUAAAAAGUUUUCGUAGUUCACCAUGGGAUCCAAAAGAAAAUCUUCCACCAGAUUAUGCAAGAAUAUUUCAAUUUGAAAAUUUUAAUCGUACCAGAAAAAGGAUUCUCUCUGAAGAAAGACUUGGUGUUUUGCCUGGGAAUUUUGUCACAUUACAUGUUGUAAAUGUUCCUGAAGAAUUAUUUGAAAGCUAUAAAAAUCAUCAGAACCCAUUAUCAAUAUUUGGUCUUUUACCUUAUGAACAAAAAAUGUCUUUGGUCAAUGUUGUCUUGAAAAAGCAUACUUCCUACAAUGAACCUAUCAAAUCAAAAGAACCUCUUAUAUUUCAUAUUGGCUAUCGUCGGUUUGAAGCCUGUCCAAUUUUUUCUGAUCAUAAUUUUGGUAAAAACCAUAAAUUUGAAAGAUUUUUGCAACAUGACACAGCUUCUGUAGCUUCUUUUUAUGCACCUAUAAUUUUUCCACCUAAUCCAGUUCUUGUAUUCAAAAAAGAAGGAUCUUUGAAACUUAUAGCAACCGGUUCAGUAUUAAAUGCUGAUCCUAAUCGAAUAAUUAUCAAGCGUGUAGUUUUAAGUGGACAUCCUUUUAAGAUAAAUCGAAAAUCUGCAAUUAUUCGAUAUAUGUUCUUUAACAGAGAUGAUAUAUUAUGGUUUAAGCCAGUUGAGUUACGGACAAAAUAUGGGCGUCGUGGUCAUAUUAAAGAACCUUUAGGUACUCAUGGACACAUGAAGUGCAUUUUUGAUAAGCAGUUAAUGUCACAAGAUACAGUAUUAAUGAAUUUAUAUAAAAGAGUUUUUCCAAAAUGGACAUAUAAUAAGGAUAUGGUGAAUUCUCCUCUUCUGUCUGAUUCAUUAAUGUAUGAUAUGGAAAUGGAAUAA